This is a messenger RNA of Sphenostylis stenocarpa, 246 nucleotides long. Lineage: Eukaryota; Viridiplantae; Streptophyta; Magnoliopsida; Fabales; Fabaceae. The record is from the annotation of a GenBank genome assembly.
AUGCAGGUGUUGUCUGUAGCUAUAUGCUGUACAACAGAACACGAAUGGAAGCAAAAUGUAUCACCUGAAAACGACGGCGUUCGAUUGAUUCUUACCGGUUUCGAUUUCUGCGACGUGGAGAUUGAGAGCAUCGCUAACCUUACUCAACUCUUGUCUGUCACAGGAAGAAAAAAGGAGGUUCGGUGCUUAGAAUUAAAACCAGGUGUGGCUCAAAAUUCAGUAGGUUUAGCAUGGAAGAGAGUGUGA